CAAAAUAAUAACAAUUUAAGGGAACUGUAAAAGUAGAAUAUCAAUUUAAAUAUUAAUUUUUAAAGAAAUCGACUAAAAUGGGAGAAAAAGAUAAGUUUCUGGUCGUCAUUUCAGUUUUAGAAGGAAGGAGACUACCACGAAGAUCAAAGCAUAAAUUGAUAGCAGAAGCAAAGUUUGAUGGAGAACUUUUGGCAACUGAUCCUGUUGAUCAUGUGGAAAACCCAGAUAUUACACAAGAACUGGCUUGGGAAUUGGAUAAAAAGUCUCUUCAACAACACAGAUUACAGAGGGCAUCAAUUAAAAUCCAAUGUUAUGCUUAUGAUGCACAUACUACAAUGAAAGAACUUAUUGGAUAUGUUGUAUUAGAUCUCAGAUCAGCAACUUCAAAUAAACAGUGUGCCAAGUGGUAUCCAUUAUUACAUAGUAAAUAUCAUAAAUCUAAACCUGAAAUCAAAUUAGCAUUGUAUUUAGAUGAUGAUCAUGGUACUAAUACUGAAACUGUGCCUGUUGUUAAAGCUCCAUCAGAAGAAAACCUGACAGCGUUAGAAAGCACUAAUCUUAAAACAUUAGUUCCUGUCUUGAAUGAAGAAGAGGGAUUUUAUCAAAUUGGUCCAGCAAAGAAAUGUAAUGAAAUGUUUGUGUUAUCUGUGACCAUAGCUUAUGCAUCAAAUUUGGCUCAGCUUAUCCCCUCCAACCAGCCAUUGUCAGCAUCAUCAUACUUCUUCUACUAUUCUCUAUUGGGUAAUGAUGUUACUAAUGAAGCCUUCACUGAUCUCAUCAAUACUAAUUUUCCUGCUGAAAGAGCGUCUGUGAAAUUAAGAUCCAGUGUUGAUGCUUUGAGAAUAUUUUUCUUUAAUCAACCAGGCAUUCAGUUUCAUUUAUGUUGUGGAGACCAAUCAUUAGGAAGUAGUGAAGUUUCAUUAAAAACGUUGCUGAAGAAGGACAGUAAUGAAAUAUACAUGAGACCAGUAACUAUUGAAGGAGCACAUCAGUUAGUGCCACCAAAUCGUACAAAACUGCAGAUGGGAAGUAUACCAGAUGGUUUACAGCCAUCAGUAGGUGUAUCUGUUGUCUUAAAACGAGAAGAUAUGGUAUCAAAAUCUCCUGUCAGAGAUGGUAAUCGUAAU
Molecule: messenger RNA, 1127 nt
Organism: Lottia gigantea (owl limpet)
Lineage: Eukaryota; Metazoa; Mollusca; Gastropoda; Lottiidae
Exons: 8
Biological process (GO): interkinetic nuclear migration; positive regulation of centriole elongation; centrosome cycle
Cellular component (GO): centrosome; centriole
Source: RefSeq, a predicted model, not a curated record